GCGUGAGCUUCUCCCCACCGUGGAGGCUGGUGCUAGCGUAGGCACCUGCACUCUCCCCCGAUAUCAUUGUUUUUUCCCGCUCCCCAUUUCUUCGAGGCCCGUGGGUCAGGAGCCUUAGCCAUUGCACAUUUGAGUACUUCUAGAACAGAAUAUUUUAAAAAUGACCACACCCAACAAAACACCUCCUGGUGCUGACCCUAAGCAGUUGGAAAGGACUGGGACAGUACGAGAAAUUGGGUCACAAGCUGUUUGGUCACUCUCAUCUUGCAAACCAGGAUUUGGAGUGGAUCAGUUACGAGAUGACAAUCUAGAAACUUACUGGCAAUCAGAUGGCUCCCAGCCUCAUUUAGUGAACAUCCAAUUCAGGAGAAAAACAACAGUGAAGACAUUAUGUAUUUAUGCGGACUACAAAUCCGACGAAAGCUAUACUCCAAGCAAGAUCUCAGUCAGAGUAGGAAAUAAUUUCCACAACCUUCAGGAAAUUCGGCAACUCGAAUUGGUGGAACCAAGUGGCUGGAUUCACGUUCCCUUAACCGAUAAUCACAAGAAGCCAACUCGCACAUUCAUGAUACAGAUCGCUGUUCUAGCCAAUCACCAGAACGGAAGAGACACCCACAUGAGACAGAUUAAAAUAUACACUCCAGUGGAGGAGAGCUCCAUUGGUAAAUUUCCCAGAUGCACAACUAUCGAUUUCAUGAUGUAUCGUUCGAUAAGGUGACCUGGGGACAGGACUGAAGUCAUUAAACACAUCUUUGUUUUCUCUGGUCAGUAAAUGUUGUAUCUGGUAUCCUCAUUGAGAAGGCAUCAGCCAUUUUACAUUUUUGUACGCAUUAAGAAGUAUUUUAUUGUAGCUUUCAAAAUCAAUUUUGUGUCCUACUAUCUUUAUUUUCUUUAAAAUACAAUAAAGAUCACAUAUUUUAUGUUAUUGAAAA
Molecule: messenger RNA, 932 nt
Organism: Phyllostomus hastatus (greater spear-nosed bat)
Lineage: Eukaryota; Metazoa; Chordata; Mammalia; Chiroptera; Phyllostomidae
Gene: ANAPC10
Product: anaphase promoting complex subunit 10
Exons: 5
Coding region: 161-718 (185 amino acids)
Biological process (GO): anaphase-promoting complex-dependent catabolic process; protein K11-linked ubiquitination
Cellular component (GO): anaphase-promoting complex
Source: RefSeq, a predicted model, not a curated record